CAGGUACAAGAGCGGCACAUGCUAGGUGUCGUGCAAGCAAUUCGCUCCCCUCGGCCGCCCCCUUCUCGCCGCUUCCCGUGGAGCCUUCUUUAUGCCGCUGCCGCUCGGCGCCGGUGCGGCGGUGCGCGGCACGAGCUAGCUGGGUGGUUUAAUCGGUCCGGCAAUGGCGCCCGUGACGUCGAGGAGUCAUCUGUCCGUGCUGCGUGGGUUCCUGGCGCUCGCCGCGGCGGUCUUGUGUUUCUCCGGCGACGCCGCCGAGGCCCGCGUGCUGCUCACCCUCGACGACUUCGGCGCCGUCGGCGACGGCGUCGCCAACGACACCCAGGCAUUCCUGGACGCGUGGACCGCGGCGUGCGGCUCCGAGGAGCAGGCCGUCCUCGCCGUGCCCGCCGCCAAGGCCUACCGGAUCUGGCCGCUGCAGCUCACCGGGCCCUGCAAGAAGAAGCUCAAGCUGCUGAUUGCCGGGACGAUCGUGGCGCCGUCGAGCCCCGACGAGUGGGCGGGGAGGGACUGGAUGAAGUGGCUGUACAUCUACGGCGUGGAUAACCUGUCCGUGAGCGGCGGCGGCACCAUCGACGGCGCCGGGCAGGAGUGGUGGGCGCGCUCCUGCAAGCGCAAGAAGACCCAGCCCUGCAACACGGUGGCUCCUCCCAGGGUGGUGCACUUCGAGGAGUGCAGGGGUGUGAGCGUGCAGGGGCUGACGCUGCAGAACGGGCAGCACUUCCACCUGUCCUUCACGCGGUGCACCGACGUGAAGGCCAACUUCCUCCGGGUGGUGGCGCCGGCGGACAGCCCCAACACCGACGGCAUCCACCUUAACGACACCUCACGCGUCGAGAUCAUGGAUAAUCUCAUCUCCGUAGGUGACGAUUGCGUGUCAAUGGUCGGCAACUGUUCUGACAUCCGUGUAAGAGACAUCUCGUGUGGGCCCGGCCAUGGCAUCAGCAUUGGAAGCCUAGGCAAGAAUCGGACCACCGAUAGGGUCGAGAACGUGAGGGUGGACACCUGCUUGCUCACCAACACAACAAACGGCGUCCGGAUCAAGAGCUGGCAGGGAGGAAUGGGCUUUGCUCACGACCUGAGGUUCGAGAACAUCGUGAUGAAGAACGUGUCCAACCCCAUCAUCAUCGACCAGUACUACUGCGACCAGCCAACGCCAUGCGCAAACCAGACGGAGGCGGUGGAGGUGCGCAAGGUCGAGUUCGUCGACGUCAGGGGCACGUCGGCGACGGCGCAGGCGAUCGACAUCGCGUGCAGCGACACAGUGCCGUGCCGGGAGCUGGAGCUGAAGAACGUCAACCUGACGCUGGAAGGCGGGGGCGCAGCGUCGGCGUCAUGCUACAAGGCGUUCGGCAAGGCCGUCGGCACCGUUGUCCCGGCGUCCUGCCUCGCGAGGCACGACUCUUGAUGGCCGCCGUGGAAUGAUGUGGAGACUGUUUGUAUAGUCUACCGGCAUUUUGAAUACAGAUUCGCAAGUGUUUCUGCGUUAUGAACUGAAUGUUCAUGACUGUUUUGAUGAGCUCUAGACAACUACCAGCCACACACAUGGCAAAAACAUGUAAGUAUGUAGAUGUUCUUCCGUAAC
Lolium rigidum is the source of this 1585-nucleotide messenger RNA. Its product is annotated as probable polygalacturonase At1g80170. Gene Ontology annotation, biological process: carbohydrate metabolic process. NCBI's taxonomy places the organism in Eukaryota, Viridiplantae, Streptophyta, Magnoliopsida, Poales, Poaceae. Gene Ontology annotation, molecular function: polygalacturonase activity. The transcript has 9 exons. Bases 164 to 1408 code for a protein of 414 amino acids. The record is from RefSeq and is a predicted model, not a curated record.